This is a messenger RNA of Alternaria rosae, 1690 nucleotides long. RefSeq lists its product as uncharacterized. The record is from RefSeq and is a predicted model, not a curated record. NCBI's taxonomy places the organism in Eukaryota, Fungi, Ascomycota, Dothideomycetes, Pleosporales, Pleosporaceae. Gene Ontology annotation, molecular function: 4 iron, 4 sulfur cluster binding; FMN binding; NADH dehydrogenase (ubiquinone) activity. The coding region runs from base 74 to 1597 and encodes 507 amino acids. The transcript has 3 exons.
GCAUCGCCAAAUCCAACGCUCGCUGGACCCCCGAGCAUCAAUUGCGCGAGACAACACACAUACAGCAAUCACGAUGCUCGCACGACACGCACCUGCCUCAUCGGCGCUCAGCGCGGCCGCCCACCGAACGCUGCCCGCGGCUUCGGCAGCUACUCGCCUUUCGGCCGCUGCCCCCCAGAACCGCACACAGAAGAGGACGCUCGCGACGGUCCAGGAUGCGCCACCAAAGAGGACAUACGGCGGCUUGAAGGACCAGGACAGGAUCUUCCAGAACUUGUACGGACACCACGGUGCGGAUCUGAAGAGCGCGCAGAAGUACGGUGAUUGGCACAAGACGAAGGAGAUCCUUCUCAAGGGUCACGAAUGGAUCAUCUCUGAGAUCAAGGCUUCUGGUCUCCGUGGCCGAGGUGGUGCUGGUUUCCCCUCUGGUCUGAAAUGGUCAUUCAUGAACUUCAAGGAUUGGGACAAGGACAGCAAGCCCCGCUAUCUGGUCGUCAACGCCGAUGAGGGUGAGCCCGGAACCUGCAAGGACCGCGAGAUUAUGCGCAAGGACCCCCACAAGCUCAUUGAAGGCUGUCUCGUUGCUGGUCGUGCCAUGAACGCUACCGCUGCCUACAUCUACAUUCGAGGAGAAUUCUACCACGAGGCUACCGUGCUCCAGCGCGCCAUCCAGGAGGCAUAUCAAGCCGGUCUUAUCGGCAAGAACGCCUGCGGUUCCGGAUACGACUUUGAUGUCUACAUUCACCGAGGAAUGGGCGCCUACGUCUGUGGUGAGGAGACCUCCCUCAUCGAGUCGCUAGAGGGCAAGCCCGGAAAGCCUCGCUUGAAGCCUCCGUUCCCUGCUGCUGUCGGUCUGUUCGGAUGCCCUUCCACUGUCGCCAACGUCGAGACUAUCGCUGUCGCACCCACAAUCUGCCGACGAGGAGGUAGCUGGUUUGCCGGCUUCGGUCGUGAGCGCAACCAGGGUACCAAGCUGUUCGCUAUCUCCGGUCACGUCAACCACCCUUGCACUGUAGAGGAGGAGAUGUCCAUCCCUCUCCGCGAGCUCAUCGACAAGCACUGCGGUGGUGUCCGUGGUGGUUGGGAUAACCUGAAGGCUAUCAUUCCCGGUGGCUCUUCCACUCCCGUUCUACCCAAGCACAUCUGCGACGACCAACUCAUGGACUUUGACGCGCUCAAGGACUCACAGUCUGGUUUCGGUACCGCCGCUGUCAUCGUCAUGGAUCAGUCCACAGAUAUCGUCCGCGCCAUCACCCGUCUUGCCAAGUUCUACCACCACGAGUCCUGCGGUCAGUGCACACCAUGCCGUGAGGGAUCAAAGUGGACUCACCAGAUCAUGGACCGCUUCUCCAAGGGCCAGGGUCGUGAGCGUGAGAUCGACAUGCUCCAGGAGUUGACCAAGCAGGUCGAGGGUCACACCAUCUGCGCGCUGGGUGAGGCGUUCGCAUGGCCGCUGCAGGGUCUCAUUAGGCAUUUCAGGCCAGAGCUUGAGGCCAGGAUGAAGGACUACGGAUUGAAGAACGGCGGUGAGGCGUUGGCAGGUGGAUGGGCACACGAUGCCGCCAAGAAGGGUCUUCUUGUCUCGCCUGGGCAGUAGAGGAAGAGCUGGGAGAUUUGUACUUUGCAUUUUCCAUGUUUGAACUUUGAUUUCGGCGUGCAUUUACUUUGAAGAGCUGAGCUGUAAAUAGUU